GUUGCUAGUCACAGGAGCCACAAUGGCGUUUGUAGUCUCCUGCUGCUAGGGCUGUGGAUGUUAUUAAAUCCAUUAGCAUCGCCCUAAAUACAGGCCUGGUUGAUUUCCAGAGCCAUUGAUAGUAAACUGGAACAUCUACUACACACGAAAAAACUAUGAUUUCGUAUAAAUAUUGAAUUUAGAAAGGGAUAAAGCUUACAUUAAAGGGAAUAUGUAAACAGCACCAACCGGGUCAAGUUUUCAUUUUGUUCGAGAGGCGAGCGUCUUUUUAAGUGAAGGCAUUUGCUCGCUUGUGAACGCUAAAACCUUAAUUCUGUGGAAUAAAAUCACCUUUUCCAUAACUUGGCACCGGACAAGGACAGCUUUGACAAAGGGGACUUUUUCUUUUUCCACGGCUCAACUCGCUAGCUUGACCAGCGUUAGCUAGCGGUGCUAGCUAAGUUGAGACGGCGAGACGACAACGGCACAAUGCUCCAACAUUUGGAACACUUGAGUAUUUGUACUUGAAUCGGCGGUUAAUGAGUUGCUUGGACCGCCAAGGCCCAGCCGCUGGUGAGGUGGUACCGACGCCGGCUUGAGGGAUGCCUGGGUCGGACCGACACCAUGGGACCAAGAGGAAGCCGGAGUCAAGCAUCGGCGCCUUGGCCCACGCCGCCCUCCACACAGCUGCGGGAGACAUGACCAGCAAAGACGGCAAGUUGCACUUCAAAUCUUUAAUGGCCUCUUCCAAGCGUAAACGACAUAAAUCGGCCAAAGUUCGGGAAUCGCCCGCGGCACAACCGAUGAAUCCCGAAUAUAUAUCCCUGGGCCGCACAGCGCCUCCUAGCGUCCACUUGGUGAAGCCUCUGGUAGAGUAUGACGAUAUCAGCUCGGACUCUGAUACCUUCUCUGAUCCACCGACCGCCAGACUGCCCGACAGAGUGGUGGUGAUGGAGCGACUCGAGCCCUUGCCCGACGGCAUCGGGGAAGAGCCCAGCCGCGAGAGCAAGGGCCAUAGACACUCUCGGAAAAAGUCCAAGGACCCCAACAAAGUUCGAGACCCCGGGAACGGGGAACGUGGCAACAAGAAGAAGAGCAGCAAGGACCGCGACAAAAGCGCCUCUGGUGUCAGCAAGGAGAAAUUGGCGUCCUCCGGACCGUCCAAGCGCCACAUCCAGCAGGAGGUUGACUUAAAAAGAGUAGAUUCCAUGUUCUCCCCGAUGCACCCCACGGUUAGCGUAGGUAGCGCCACGUCCUCGACGUCUUCAUCCCGCAGCAAGGAGAGCGGCCGCUCGGGCAAGUCCCGCAAAGACAAGCAACAAAGGCGGGAUGCCCGGAUAGAAGGCGCCCACGGUGACUCCCAAAGAGUCCGUGGAGACCGGAGCCACCGCAAGUCCUCAAAGAGCAACAAGUCCAGCCCCAAAGGCAAGUCGAGUCGAGGUAGCCCUCGCAGGAAAGCCCCCAGCGCCGCCCUGUCGCCCAGUCCCAGGAGGGGAGAGAGUCCGCUGGGCAGCCAAAUGACAGACGAUGGCUACUCCAGGCGCAAGGCAUCCCAGCAAUCCUUGAGUCCCUACGGGGACAUUAGCCGGCGCAGCCGGCAGAGGUCGGACAGCCCUUACGGCAGCAGGCACAGGUCGUCCAGCUUCGAGCGGGACAGCAGUCCCUACUCCAGGAGGCGUUCCAUCAGCCCUUACACUGCUCGACGCUCAUCCAGCACCAGCCCCAGUCCUGUGUCUCGACGCUCUGGCCGCUCCAGGAGUCGAUCCCCACUGCUCUACCCGUCGUCCUCUCGUCGCUCUUCGUCCCGUUCCCGUGGCAAGCGGCACGGCCCCUCGGCCGGGGCGUCAGGUGUCUGCUCCUACAGCAGCCGGCCCGCGAGCCGCUCACCUCCUGCCACUCGCCUGCCGCUCAACUCCAGCCUUGGCGCCGAGCUCAGCCGCAGGAAGAAGGAACGACAGGCUGCCGAGGCGGCUGCUCGCGCCUGUGGUAGCGGCGCCGCCUCCCCCGCCGUACAGAAACCCGCAGCCCCCUCUUCGUCAUCCUUGUCUUCCUCUUCUUCACGGCCUAAAGUGGAGGAGCCGCAACAAGAAAAAGACUCGAGAGAAACAGAAUCUCAGCCUCCACCCUCUGUGCAGUCACCCCAGGAAACACCCACCCUGGAAGAACCAGUUGCUGACCCCUUACGCUCCGCCCCUACCACCUUCUCACCCGCUGCUCCCCCUGAACCAUCACCCCCUGAGCCCCCCGGACCAACCUCCUCAGCUCCACCUCCGCCGCCACCACCCCAGCAGGCCAUCCCCAACGUUCUGGCUCCCGUGCCCUCGGCCGUGGCCAAAUCACCCGCUCCUGUCCCUGCACGGAGUCCUGCCCGACAGACGCCUCUCCACAAGACAUCCACUCUGCCUCCUCUGCCUUUGCCCCCCAUGUUGCUGGGGAACUCUCAGGACAGCCCAAAGAGGUCCACUUAUCCUCAGCGAGGGUCCCGGAGGGAGAAGGAAACCCGGAGCCGGCCGUCAAUCAUCGACCUCCCGCUACCGCCCACCCUGCCUGGGGGUGACACCUCGCCCCUCCAGUUGGCCGCCCAUCAGGGAUUGUCGCUCCCCCUACCGGCCCUUAAAAAGAGACCAAAGAUUUGUUGCCCUCGCUACGGUGAGCGUAAACACACCAAGAGCGACUGGGGCAAACGAUGCGUCGAUAAGUUUGACAUCAUCGGCAUCAUUGGAGAGGGCACCUACGGCCAAGUGUACAAGGCGAAGGACAAAGACACGGGUGAGCUGGUAGCCCUGAAGAAAGUACGCUUAGACAAUGAGAAGGAGGGCUUCCCCAUCACGGCCAUCAGGGAGAUCAAGAUCCUGCGGCAGCUCAAACACUGCAGUGUCGUCAAUAUGAAGGAGAUUGUCACCGACAAGCAGGAUGCACUUGACUUUAAAAAGGACAAAGGAGCGUUCUACCUGGUCUUUGAGUACAUGGACCACGACCUCAUGGGCCUGCUGGAGUCGGGCCUGGUCCAGUUCUCGCACGAGCACAUCCGGAGCUUCAUGCGCCAGCUGAUGGAAGGCCUGGACUACUGCCACAAGAACAAUUUCCUGCAUCGUGACAUCAAGUGCUCUAACAUACUGCUCAACAACAGAGGUCAGAUUAAACUGGCUGAUUUUGGCUUGGCUCGCCUUUAUAAUUCAGAAGAGAGUCGGCCAUACACGAACAAAGUCAUCACGCUGUGGUAUCGCCCCCCUGAGCUGCUGCUGGGCGAGGAGAGGUACUCUCCAGCAAUCGACGUGUGGAGCUGUGGGUGCAUUCUGGGAGAGUUGUUCACGAAGAAGCCCAUUUUUCAAGCAAAUCAGGAGCUCCUGCAGCUGGAGCUUAUCAGUCGCCUGUGUGGCUCCCCUUGCCCUGCAGUCUGGCCUGACGUUAUCAAGCUGCCCCUCUUCAACACCAUGAAACCCAAGAAGCAGUACCGGCGACGACUGCGGGAGGAGUUUGCCUUCUUGCCAACCCCCGCCCUGGACCUGCUGGACCGAAUGCUGACCCUGGACCCUUUGCGGCGCUGUACGUCGGAGGGGGCGCUCAACAGUGACUUCCUGUGCGACGUGGAUCCGAACAACAUGCCGCCACCGGAUCUUCCUCAUCAUCAAGACUGCCACGAACUGUGGAGCAAGAAGCGGCGGCGUGCGCGUCAGAGCGGGCAGCCCGAGGACGUCCCUAAAGCCCCCCGGAAGGAGAUAUCAGGCUCUUUGAGUGGGGAGAACAGUCGUCCGCAAACAAGCCCAGCUGGAGCAUUGCCACCCCCGCCGCCGCUGCCUCCUCCUCCUCCGCCGGUAAAGCCACCCUCGGCCACAGUCCCGGACAAUGAUCUGUCAGCGUUGGGAGCGGCCGCCGAGCAGCUGAACCAGACAGAGAUGGCCCUGCUGCUCAACCUCCUCCAAGGCCAGACGGACGUCUCCAUUCCGCAGGUCUCCCAGCUCCUCAACCUGUCCAACGCAGAGACGCUCAGCCAGUCGCUUUCGGCGCUCAGUGAGGCCUCUGACCACCACCAACAGGGUGGGGCGCCGGCCGCCGAACCGCCAGAGCUGUCACCCGCCUCCGGGGACGCGGCGCCCCUUCCGGAGGAGCAGGCCAACCUGCUGGCACUCAUCUUGGGCCACAUCAUGAAGCCGCAGGGCGAGGAGCAGGCCGACGAGAGCAGCAACGGUGUCCAGUCGGGGGAGGCCCUAACGCGCGCUUCGUCCGCCUCCACUACUGAGCGCAAGGAUGUACCCAAAAGGAAGCCCUUCAACACUUGCCCCGCUCCACCACCCGGUGACCAGCGUCCACCCUCUCCUCCAGGGCUGCCUCCCGCCGGCGGCACCCCUUGCCUGAGCCAGGACAUCAGCACAUCCGCAGUGGCGGCCGCUCUCCUCCAGCUCAUCUCGGACGCCGGGGCCUCUUCGGAUGGAGAGGAGCCAUCGCCCGACACGGCGGGCCCAGUCAAGUGUCCGCCUCCCACAGUGGAGGCGACAACAGCUCUUGAAGGUGAUUCCUCGAACACAGUAAAGUUCCCCAAGGAUCAGGACCUCCGGUUUUCCCACGGAACGACCCGCUGAGCCCCUACUUAAGCUAACCUGGGCCUCGAAGCCCCGCCCCAUAAUUCACACCUGAACGAGGAGCCACAGGAAGUAAAUGUAGUAAAUCAUCUGGGAAAAGGGACUGGUGAGAUUGUAAUGUGAUGAAAGUGUUUUGGUUCUACUUGGGUCUUUGAUUUAUUAAAAGAAAUGAUUGUCACACCGGCCUUCAAGGAGGUUCUGUGUUUGUUCGCCACUGGAAGUAAGGAAAAGUUUCACGGUGAACAUGCUUUGCUUCUGCCUGAAUGCUGGACCGUGUUAAGUGCAAGACUGGAUUUUGUUUGUUUUUUGUUGGGGUUUUUUUCUCUCUCGAAUGCUGCUCCAUACUUGCCAUCAACUACAAAAAAAACGGCAGCAGUAAACUCGGUGUUGUGACAAGCCUUAUUAAUUUAGCCCAUUGCGCCCAUCUACUCUUUAAAACAUGAAAUCGGUCGCUCAGCAACAUGCAUUUCUGCUUGGUGAAAUAUGAAGUUUAGUCGCACAAAACAGACCUUAAAUGCUUUUCCUGGAGGGCAUCCAAAGCCACUCUUUGCCUCACUGUAUGUGUGUGUGUGUGUGUAUAUAUGCAAAGAUUCUUUUUCUCUUUUUUUGGGGGUGCAAUUAUUUUCUUAAUAAAGAAAAUAAUACACUUGGAAGAAAAUCAUUCUAAUGAUGGUCCAUCGUUCUCUUCAAACGAGUAUGUUUCAUGUGUCAAAGAGGAAAACAAAUAUUUUGUAAUAUAUGUUUUGUUUGAGUUUAUUAAAGGAAGUUA
This is a messenger RNA of Phycodurus eques (leafy seadragon), 5328 nucleotides long. It is a transcript of the gene cdk12, whose product is annotated as cyclin dependent kinase 12. Gene Ontology annotation, molecular function: cyclin binding; cyclin-dependent protein serine/threonine kinase activity; ATP binding. Gene Ontology annotation, biological process: positive regulation of transcription elongation by RNA polymerase II; transcription elongation by RNA polymerase II; protein phosphorylation. Gene Ontology annotation, cellular component: nucleus; cyclin/CDK positive transcription elongation factor complex. The record is from RefSeq and is a predicted model, not a curated record. The coding region runs from base 582 to 4559 and encodes 1325 amino acids. The transcript has 15 exons. NCBI's taxonomy places the organism in Eukaryota, Metazoa, Chordata, Actinopteri, Syngnathiformes, Syngnathidae.